GCCUGGGUUCCUGCACAGCCAGCUGUGUACUUCGGGUGACAACCUUGAUGCGUGCGACCGACUCACAGAAACCCAACGGCUCCAGGACUAGUGAUUGACGUGCUGGAAUGGCUCUGGACUGAAUGAACAGACACGGAGCAAGACUGGGCUGGACCCUGGGCAGAUCUCAGCCUCCAGGAGGAGCAACCUGGCUGUCCUAACCUGCGAUGCUGGGAGCGAGGGAGAUUUAACACUGCUGCAGAUGGCUGCCUGCAGCCUGGCACAAGGACUGUGGCUGCUGCUGCUUCUCCAGGAUACCCAGACAGCCCCACAGACAUCAUUAACCCCAUCUCAAUUCUGUGAUACUCUUGAGAACUGGUUUUAUGAUGAAGCGUCACGAAGCUGCUGUUACCAGUGUCCCCCAGGCUAUGUUAAAAGGAAAGCAUGUCCUAGGGACCCAGAGGAAGACUGCAUGAGAUGUGGACCUGAACAAUAUGUGAAUGAAGCAUUCCAAAAGCCACAGUGUGAUGCUUGUGUAUCAUGUGCAAAAGAAUCCGACCUUGUGGAGAAGGAGCCCUGCUCCUUCAAUUCCAGCCGUGUGUGUGAGUGCCGGCCAGGCCUGUUCUGUCAGACCCCUGUUGUGAACACCUGCAUACGAUGCCAGCAGCACACUGUUUGCAAACCUGGUUUUGGAGUCAAAGUCAGAGGCACCUCAACAAAUGACGUUACCUGUGAAGAGUGCCCUUCUGGGACCUUCUCUGAUCGAAACUCCAGCACUGACACCUGCAAGCCCCACACAAACUGUGCCAAGUUAAACAAAGUGACACUAAGCGAAGGAAAUGCCACACAUGAUCAGGUUUGCCUAGACCAGUUGCCCACCUAUCUCAGCCCAAGUACUUUGUCCAUGAGAUUCAGCAGUGAAACAAACAACUCUGACCCAAGAAGGUUUCACAAGAACCUCGUAACCAUUGCUAGUAUCCUCUUAAGUGCCACAACAACUGAAAACCCCAGUUCAACUCCUGAGGAUAAAGCUCUGACUGGCACUUUUCCCACCUUGGCCAUGGGGGAGAUGACAACGGGAGGUGUAGUUGUUUGGGGAGUGGUUCUCUCUGUGAUAGUGCUACUUGUGGGCACGCUGUUAUUUUGGAAAUGGAAGGUUUGCAAGAAGCGGAUCCUCAUCCUCAAAGGAAAGCCACAUCUGCAUUCUGUCACUUCACACAAAUCCGGGCUCAGAUCUCAAGGUUCUGAUCUAGUGAACAAAUGUGCAAAGAUCAUACUGAGUACUGACAGUGGGCCAGAAGAGAAGGAGUUACUCGACAGAACCCUCCCUUUGGAAACCAACAAUAACUUGGUCUCCAGCACAGACAAAGCACAUAGUCCUGAUCUGAGUCUGACUGACGUGGCACAGAGCAAUGGGAAUAACCCAGAUUGCCCUAUUGAUUCUCGAGUCAGAGACCACACAAAUAAUCGAAUUGAAAAAAUAUACAUCAUGAAAGCCGACACUGUUAUUGUGGGGUCCAUUUCAGAAGUGCCUAGUGGCAAGAACUGUGCUGCUAGAGGAUGUGAAAGUAAUGUUGAUGCCCAGGAAAACAUGGAAGAGGAACUGGCAAUGCACUAUCCAGAGCAGGAAACAGAGUCUUUUCCAGGGAAUGAUGUAAUGGUUCCCGUGGAAGAGGAGGGAAAGGAAUUUCAUCACCCCACCACUGCCACUGAAAAGUGAUAACCCACUGGGAAGAUGUGUGAAGCUACAGAAACAUCCAGUGUGACACUAAGCCUGAAUCCGUGACAGGGGAAGUAAACACAGAGUGCCUUAGAUUAUCUGAAAACUCAUGUACAUCACUGAAACACAUACAGACAAGGAGUGCUAGAACCUACUUCAUCUAGCAAAUGAGAGGAUCAUCCAAACUGUUGGCCUUUGUAGCUGAUGUCAAAUAUUUCUCUUUUUCUCUCUCCCAGUAUCGUGCUGGAAACAGAUUUGAAUCAAAGCUACAAAAUUCAGAGGAUGUCUGAAGAGGAUGGCUGUAGUUCCACAGCUUGCUUUCUCUGCAUGAAGGAAUGGAUUGAAAACUAGGUCUGAUUACUUGUUAGUUAUGAAAAUGCUGGCCAGAAUUCCAAGAUAAACUUGAGACUCAGCUAUGUUUCAUACCUUAUUCCUAUUCCAAUAUUACCAGUACUUCCAAUUUUACCAUAUUUUACAACAUCUGUUAUUUUUAAGGCCUCAACUCUUGACUGAAAGUAAUGACAAUUUCAGUUUUCCCUAACACAAACAGAACUCUUAAGUUUGUGGACUUCAUCUUUCUUGAGGAAAUGGGAUCAGAAGAUGCCACACAGGCUCAGAAAACAGAAGGUAAACACAAAUAAUUGAAGUCCACUCUACUUUAGACCAUUUUUUCUACGUUUUAAAGUCUGAUUCAUGUUUUUCUGACUACUUCAGAUCAUCAGUAAGUGUACAAAAUGGCCUCUUCUGAUGGAAGCCAGACUGGCUGAACACUAGGAUAUUGGACAAACUGUGGGUUCAGUCCAGUGUGGAGUCUGUAAAAGGGGAAAAGAAGAAAAUUAAUUUUCUAUAAAAACGAAGGACUAAAAGCCAGGCACAUCAGUUAUUUCAUAUAACAUUGUUAAUAUCUGCUUGUUUUAGAAUUGCUCAUAAUCAUCAUAUUGACACUGAUUUGCAUAUGCUUUAAAAAGAAUCUGGUUUGUGGUCAACCUGUCUUGUGUUGUGCUAUUUCUCAGUCUUUCAUGCUGCUUGUUUGAUAACUGUAAAUGUAAUAGUGCUGACUAUAAUGUUGCACAGGACAAUGGAAAAUGAGCAAGAUGACAAAGUGUGCCUUGAUAGUCAAAAAAAGGAACCACAAAAACAAUUACUUGCUUUGUAGUUUUACCCUGGACAGGAUACUGUAAUAACAGCUGUGCAACAUCAGCGUCUUUUGUCUUAGAACACACAAAAGGAACACAAGGGCAUAAAAACCACCUUCUUGAGCCAGACUAGUAGUACAGCCCCAACAUUUCCUCUCUGACAGUUGCAGUAAGAGAUGUUACUUAGGAAGAGGACAUGUCUGGUUAAUAUCUGCUGUUUGCAUUCCUCAUAGUUCGGCAGCAACAGCUGUAAUAGGAUUAAGGAUGCUAAAAGAAUUUGUCCCAGCCUUUAGUAUUCAUCCAUAUUGCCAUUAAUUUUUUUUUCUCUCUUUAAAUUUCCUGGUACAAUCUGCCUCCAUAAGUGCUGUGGCAACAGGUUACAGAUAGUUACCAUUCAUGGUGUAAAGAAGUACUUUUACCACUUAAGUGACCUCUUACUUAUUUCAGUGAGUGCCACCAGUUCUUGUAUUACAGAAUUUAGUGCAAUACUGAGUUGCUUUUAGAAUACCUGACUGUAUCCUCCUCAGCCUCCAAGCUGAGUUCCCAUCUUUUUAUAUUUCUCAGGUAAGUUAGAUGCUCCACUGCCCUGAUUGUUUUAGUUGACCUCUUCCACAUCGUCUCUAACUUCACUACAUUCUUCUGGACAUCUGGAGGCCAGAACCACGCACUGCACUGAAGAAGAGGGGUGGGCCAAGGCUCUGAAUGGUGGCAAAAUCGUAUUUUCUGUUUUGUUCGCAAUACCUCACUAGAUGAUGCGUACCACUUGUUUGCUUUUUUGGCUGCCCCUGCACACUAAGCAGAUGAUUUCAGAGAACUGUCAAGCAUGACUCCAAGAUUUCUUUCCCAGGUGAUAGCUGCUAGAUGUGAAUUCAGCACCAUGUAUACAUGGUUCAGAUUAUUUUUCCCUGAAUGUAUUGCCUUAUCUAUAUAGAAGCUUAUUUGCUACCUUUUUAUGAGCUGCUUCUGGCUUUAUGUGCCUGCUUUACGUCGUGUGGCCACUUGGAGAAGUUUAGUAUUGCCCUCACUGUGUGGGGACUCUUUUACCCAGAUCAUCGAUGAAGAUAUUGAAUAGAACUGGUCCUACCAAUCCCCCUUGAUAACUGUUCUCUAUUCUGAAAAAUUACCUUUAUGUUGUGCUCUUUCCCUCCUGCCUUUUAAACAGCUGUUACGUUUGUAUCCUGUAACCUUUUAGCAAAUCCAUAAAUGACCUUUCCCCCAAUCCUGUGACAACUUCAUUUUUCUACCACCUUAGGUGUGGAACCUUAUCAAGGGCUUUUUGAAAAUCUCCAUGUAGUAGGUCCUCUGGAUCUUGUUUAUCCAUUAAGCCUCAGUAUAAGGGAAGGUAUGUUAUCAAGAUUUUGUGACUGAGAAAUCAAUCUAGAGAAAUUCAUACAUUUCUUGGAACCACACCCCAGAGAUGAAGUGGGAGAAUCUCAGCAUUAUGAGAUCUAGUCUCUGACUUCCAUCAGUGGAUAACCUACCUGUAGUAUGUUUGAAAACUGGUUGUAAUUUCAAGUGUUAGUUCCAGUAUUCUUCAAUUCCAUUCUUCUUUAUGAGAACACAAAAUACUUUCUAAAAACAACCGCUGCCGGUGUAUGUUUUGGUUUGUCUACUGAGCCUUGCAAGAGAGGCGAUGAGUGAAUCCCCUCAGUGUACUUCUGUGUCUGCACUUGCUUUGUUUGGUUCGGAAGAUAAGCUGCUCCUAAUGCUCUGAAUUGAAAUUUGACUACCAGUAUUGCCAUGUCAGCGGCAGUUACAUGAGGUGAAGAAGGAAAUAGGAUAAACAUUUUUUGGUUUAAGUGCUUGUGCAACAGAAGGUCAAGUCACCAAGUACUGACAUAAAACAGUGAUGCAAGGAAGAAGAAAAAGCUGUGUAGGACAAAUACUGGUCACCCAUUCCUCACUUCCAGCCAGGGCAGUUCAUUGUUUUCCAGUGCAUACGCUUCAUUGUUUUAGAGAGCACCAAUCUGUGUAUCCACAAACUGUGAAUAGCCGUGUUCACCUGGCUGGGAUUGGUAAAGGAUGUUCAGCUAAUUGUAUAUUUCAGCUCUGUAUAGAAAUUAAUCUUCUUUAUUGGAACAGCUUUCUAGAUGAAUCAUAUGCAUUGCAACCUGCUAGAUAUAUUACAGCUGAUUAGUUUAAUAAUGCUGGUAAUCUUUGAAUUAAAAAUCGCGUGGAUUUUGGCCA
Molecule: messenger RNA, 5022 nt
Organism: Athene cunicularia (burrowing owl)
Lineage: Eukaryota; Metazoa; Chordata; Aves; Strigiformes; Strigidae
Gene: TNFRSF8
Product: TNF receptor superfamily member 8
Exons: 12
Coding region: 242-1699 (485 amino acids)
Molecular function (GO): protein binding
Source: RefSeq, a predicted model, not a curated record